AUGGAGGAAGAUAGAAGACAAACAGACCUGGGCACGGCAGCCGAUAUCGAAGAAGCGCAGCUCGCUCAGGCGAGUCAGGCCCCUGCCAUCCAAAAUGAGCCAGAGACAGCAACGCCACUGAAGCAACCAAAGAAGAGAUUCAUAGGACGAAGAGCAGCAGUUGAGGCCGCAGCAAAGCUCGGAGAAUCAGGAGCAUCAGGGGAGAGUGGUGCUGUUCAGACUGCCAAACCUCGGAGGGCUCCCCGACUUCUAAAUCAAGUUCCCAAGGAAAUUCUUGAGAACGUUGAUCUGAAGGCUGCCGUUGCGUUAUUGCCUGCUAACUACAACUUUGAGAUCCCCAAGACGAUCCACCGCAUCCAGACUUCAAACGCCAAGAGAGUUGCGUUACAGAUGCCCGAGGGCCUUUUACUCUUUGCCACUACUAUAUCAGAUAUCUUGACGCAGUUCUGCCCUGGUGUCGAGACACUCAUUAUGGGCGAUGUGACUUAUGGCGCUUGCUGUAUCGAUGACUACACAGCAAGGGCCCUUGGCUGUGACCUGCUGGUGCACUAUGCCCACAGUUGCCUCAUCCCCGUCGACGUGACCACGAUCAAAACUCUAUACGUCUUUGUAGACAUCAGCAUUGAUGCGACACAUCUCCUAGCAUCCCUUGAGCGCAACUUUGCCAGUGGCAAAACAAUAGCUGUUGUCGGCACUAUCCAGUUCAACGCUACUAUCCAUGGCGUCAAAAGCAGUCUCGAGCGCGGUGGCUUCCGUGUUCUCGUUCCCCAGAUUGCACCAUUGAGUAAAGGUGAAAUUCUGGGCUGCACUUCUCCUCGUCUGAAAGACGACGACAAUAUCGAUCUGAUCCUAUACCUGGGCGAUGGUCGUUUCCACCUUGAGAGUAUCAUGAUUCACAACCCUUCUAUUCCAGCGUACCGAUACGACCCUUACUCUCGAAAGCUCACGCGGGAGGCGUACGGCCAUGAAGAAAUGCAGUCUCUCCGUCGAACAGCCAUCCAUAGCGCUCGUACAGCACGCAAAUGGGGCUUGAUUCUCGGCGCUCUUGGCCGCCAGGGCAACCCGCAUACAUUGGGCCUCAUCGAGAAAGAGCUCAAGGCGCGAGGCAUUCCUAUCGUGCACUUGCUCCUAAGUGAGAUUUUUCCGGGCAAAUUGGCGCUCAUGUCGGAUGUCGAGUGCUGGGUCCAGGUGGCCUGCCCUCGAUUGAGUAUUGAUUGGGGCUAUGCAUUCCCGCGGCCGUUGUUAACGCCAUAUGAAGCACUUGUUGCAUUGGGCGAGCGACAAGAUUGGGGUGAGGGUGUCUAUCCCAUGGACUACUACGGAAAGGACGGGCUGGGAAGGACAAGGCCCUUGCAGAUUGCUUCAGGAUAG
Molecule: messenger RNA, 1371 nt
Organism: Fusarium subglutinans
Lineage: Eukaryota; Fungi; Ascomycota; Sordariomycetes; Hypocreales; Nectriaceae
Product: diphthamide biosynthesis 1
Exons: 2
Coding region: 1-1371 (456 amino acids)
Biological process (GO): protein histidyl modification to diphthamide
Molecular function (GO): 2-(3-amino-3-carboxypropyl)histidine synthase activity
Source: RefSeq, a predicted model, not a curated record